Molecule: messenger RNA, 1236 nt
Organism: Xenopus laevis (African clawed frog)
Lineage: Eukaryota; Metazoa; Chordata; Amphibia; Anura; Pipidae
Product: olfactory receptor 5G3
Exons: 2
Coding region: 121-1236 (371 amino acids)
Source: RefSeq, a predicted model, not a curated record
UUUACAUGACUUGUGCCACAGAAUACUUAGGUUCUUCUUUUAUACAGAUGUCAUGGCACCCAAUUCCAAAACUUGGAAAGAUGAAAUCAUUUUACAAAUACAUUUUUGUUUCCCUAGGAAAUGGACACAAAAAACAAGACGUUGGUCAAUGAGAUUGUUCUCUUGGGGUUUCAGAAUCUCCACAACUUCAAGAUUCCCCUGUUCUCUCUGUUCCUUCUGAUUUACAUUAUGACAGUUUGGGAGAAUGUUCUCAUCAUAGUGUUGGUGUCCUCCAGCCGGAACCUCCAGUCCCCCAUGUACUUCUUUCUCCAGCAACUGUCUGUGUCUGAUCUACUGGAGUCCUCAAAUAUUGUCCCCACCCUGCUCCAAACUGUAACAAAUGAAGGCACCACAGUGUCCAUUAUUGACUGUCUGAUUCAGUUUUAUUUUUUUUCUGUGACAGAAGCUUUUGAGAUUUUCCUUCUAGCAGUAAUGUCCUAUGACAGAUAUGUGGCCAUCUGCAUCCCACUGCGUUACUCUUCUAUAAUGUCCCACAGGGUUUGUACUAAAUUAAUUCUCAUGUCAUGGGCUCUUGGCUUAGUAAUUGAAGGGUUUGCUAUAAAUCUAAUGGGGACACUACAGUUCUGUGACCAAAAUACUGUUGAUCAUUUCUUCUGUGAUUUCUUUCCUCUUGUAGAACUUUCCUGCUCAGACACUUUCUUACUGAAAAUUGUAGCAUUCUCAUUGUCAAUCCCUAUGCUUUUUAUACCAUUCAUACUGAUCAUUGUAUCAUAUAUUUGUAUUGGCCGUGCAAUCCUAAAGAUAGUGUCCAAUACUGGGAGACAAAAAGCCUUCUCCACCUGCAGCUCCCACUUGGCUGUGGUCUCCAUAUUUUAUGGGACUCUCAUUGCUAUUUAUGUGGUUCCCCCCAAACACGGAUCACAGAUCAUUAGCAAAAUUCUCUCUCUGUUAUACACUGUGCUGAUUCCUUUAGUUAAUCCAGUCAUUUAUGGUUUGAGAAGCAUACAAAUCAAAAAGGACCAUCUCGCCGCUCUACAAAUUGCUUCUGGUGAAGCUUUUGCCUCCAUUGCCCAGGAACUUGCCAGAGCUCUGGUGGAAUGGGCCUUCAACCCCCGGGGAACCUUCCUGCCAGCUGCAUUGUACGUCUUUGCAAUUGCUGCUACUAUCCAGGAACUUAACGUCUUCUUGGAUGGGGCCGUCCCCUUUCUGAAGCCCCCUGGGAUCACAAACAGAUGA